This is a messenger RNA of Caenorhabditis remanei, 717 nucleotides long. RefSeq lists its product as uncharacterized. The transcript has 4 exons. The coding region runs from base 1 to 717 and encodes 238 amino acids. The record is from RefSeq and is a predicted model, not a curated record. NCBI's taxonomy places the organism in Eukaryota, Metazoa, Nematoda, Chromadorea, Rhabditida, Rhabditidae.
AUGCAACUGUUUCUCUCUUUUUUGCUAUUAAUUAUUUGUUUUUUCUCUUUUGCCAAUUCUCGACAGUGCUGGGCUUUUGCAGAUUAUGAAUAUGAGGGAACACUUCAGAAUUCUGACAAGGUAAAGAUGACUUGUCCUGGAGACUACUGCAUGACACUUUCUGAGCAAGGUAGUGACUUCAAUGUUUAUAAUGGAACUUGCCCAGAUGCGUCCGUAAAAAUCACAGAUUGCCAGACAAAUGGAGUCGGAUGUCAGAAGGAAACCAUUGGCGGAGUCUAUGUAAAAAAAUCUACCAUCUCAAUGAAGAAACCCCUUCAAAUAACUUACCAAGUUGCUCUCUGGCAUGAUGUAGGAGAUAUCAUCCCAUGGAUGGCGGUAGAGACCUUGCUUGAGACGAGAUUGAUCAAGAUAGUGACCGAUAAAUCCAAUAGAUCUGCCCAAUACAAAAAGUCCAUUCAAAGAUCCGAUCUCAAUGGUCUCCUCGGCUUCCGCCUUGGUGAACAUUCCGCUGUGGCGGAGGAUAUCAACGAACAAGAUUGCAAUCGCUCCGUCGACAUUGAGGAUGAGAUUUGGUUUUUUAGCAGUGGUGAUCUUCUCGACUUCCAAGGCGUACUCAAAGAGUGGUGUCUCUUGAGCAAACUCUUUCUUGUCCAUUGCAAAGCGUUUCAAGAUUUCCACACGCUUGUCGGGGUUGUUAAUCUGAAAAUUGUGGCUUGA